This is a messenger RNA of Perkinsus marinus ATCC 50983, 2805 nucleotides long. RefSeq lists its product as hypothetical. Gene Ontology annotation, molecular function: protein binding. Bases 22 to 2805 code for a protein of 927 amino acids. The record is from RefSeq and is a predicted model, not a curated record. The transcript has 10 exons. NCBI's taxonomy places the organism in Eukaryota, Perkinsozoa, Perkinsida, Perkinsidae.
AGCUGGAGGUUUGUCAUCAUAAUGUCAUCAGAUUUAUCAGCUGCUGUACGAUCCGUGGAGACCUACCUCCUCUACCCUCACAGUCGUUACACUGUACCACCGACCCCACCACAGGAGCUGCCCAGCUCGCCGGUCUAUGAAAGUAUUAGAAAGGCCGCUAUCGCUGUAGUAGAAGCAAAAUGGGAAGUGGCGUUUCAAGAGCCGGUCAUUGCUGAGCUCUUACACGACUGGGAAGAUACCGAUACACUAGAGCGGUCCCUACGUGAUGCUGCUGUUGGCCGCGGCCCUGAGUCGGAGUUGUCCGUGUUGGUCGCUGCUGUGGCGUGCUUACAAUGCUUCCUACAAGCCAACUGGACAGGGCCUGAGGUCACUUCUGAUAAGAUUCCGAUGUUUCCUAAUCAGAGAGCUCUGGAGUCCGCGCGUAACUCGUACGUUCUGAGUCGUCUUGAAGUCGAUGGUGAGCCGCUGUACGACGUAACUCGAGGGCCUCAACUUCUACUCACGAGCGUAACUGUUCUCUGUGGUGAUAUGCUGGAACAGUCCGGGCUGGAAACACUACCAGUGUGGCGGGCUAGGGCGGCUUUCGUAUGGCAACGGAUGCUGGCUGAGGCUACUGCCAGAGGAGACGGCCAGAGUGUGACGUGUAUGAAGGCUUGUGUCGAGGAAUAUGCACAAGCACUACUACAAGGAGGAUAUAUUGCACUGGACCUCUCUGACCAGGUCAUUGCAUGUGGUCCCUCGAUGCUUCCAUCAGCACUCAGGGAAGUUGGUGAUGAUGAUGGUGACACCACGAAUGAGAAUGCAUCGUCACUGUUGAAGGUCGUACCAGCUGAAGCAGUUUCGGAGACAGUUCGGGCUGUUAUGGUAUUGGAAUUGGCUAUUCAUACGAGUUAUUACGGACUACCGACUGACGUGUCUGAUGAGAUUAUCGAUGCUGCUGCUAAGCACGUGGGGUUCUCUUGGGAGAUCACAGGGGUAGAAGGAAUCAAACGUCGGUAUCAGACGCAAGCCUUCGCCCAGCUCACGUGUGUGACCAAGAGCACUCUGGCUGCUCCUGUUAUGGAGAGUAGCAGUAGUGGGUCCGCGCCACAGGACGGGGAAGCCCACCAGAACGUCCAGAUGGCCGAGCUGGAUCCUGAUACUGAUGUAUUGGAGUCGGUCGAAUACACCUCUGAUGAGUUCAAGCCUAGUGUACUGCAUGCAGUAGAACAGGCUAUAUUGCUUACUAAGGCUGUGAGGUUGCUGUUGUCAAGCGCUGCUGAUGAUGAUGAUGCUAUUACGAUGGAGCAAAUUGGAUGCCUAGUGAAUCGUGCUUUGGUACUUCCGGAGACUCUCAGCGAUCCUCGUGACGCUGGCUGCUCGGCCCAUUGGUUGGUGUAUUCUGCCGGGCUGUGGUUACGUUGUCGUACGGAGUUCGGCAGGGUUAAAACGAGGAAUCGUGCGGCUUUCCAAUUGCAAGCUCUGGUGGAUCAGUAUAACGACAAGUUACCGGAGGGUGAUGCUAGUGCGGCACUUGUUGCGGAUAGGAUUGGAUACGUCCACUCAGUAUACUAUCCGUCUUUACCAAUGCUACAACGUGAGUUUGGUAAACGUAUGAUGGAGAUGGGUAUGGUGUUGUCGGCCUAUGAUAUGUUUGUUAGCAUCAACAUGUGGUGUGAGGCUAUUGACUGCCUUAUUGUUGCAGACAGGAAACAUCAAGCUGAAAAAUUGGUGAAGGAACGUCUUGAAGCCUCUGAUACCCCCUCAUCGACUAGGCCGCGACUGUUGUGCCAACUUGGUGACAUUACUGGUGUGAAGCAAUGGUGGCAGCAAGCUUGGGAGGAGUCGGAGCACCGUUACGCUCGAGCUAUGCGGUCUUUGGGAAGAUGGGCACUUCAGCAUGGGCAACGACAGGAGGCUAUAGAGUGUCUGAAAAACAGUUUGGAAAUCUCACCGUUGAAGGCUGGCAUUUGGUUUUCCCUGGGAGCAAUGUAUUUGCAAGUCUCGCAGUACCAGGACGCUGCUACGGCGUUCACUCGGGCUCUGGGAGUAGACGACACUGAUGCACAAUCUUGGGCCAACCUGGCAGCUGCAUAUAUCACUAUGGCGCAGGAGAAGAUGAACCAGCAAGAUACAACUUUGGAUAGUGAAGCAGAUAUCACCCACGAGACUGAACGAUAUCUGAAGUAUGCUUACACCUGUUCGUUUGAAGCUGUGAAGCGAGCUCGCGAGUCAUGGAGAAUGUGGCAGAAUCUUCUUACGGUCGGUCAAAUGAGACGCGAUCCUGUGGGUAUGACAUACGCUGCCAGAGGUCUAGCAGUAGACCUUGGCAGAGCUGAUUCAAUUCUAGAUGAUGAUGCCUUGUUGAAAGAUCUCGUGAAUCUAUCGGUGAGCACAGGAAAACGCAGACCAGCUGUAGAAAUGUUCGAGACAUUGGCGAAGUUGCAUGGCACUAGUGCGGUGUGUCACCGGUGCUUGGCUCAACUAGCCGAUUCUGAUGAAGAAAUCGCCAAACAGAGAGUCCUUCAGCUCAGACAUCUACUGCCGAGGAUCCAUGACGCUAAAGAUUUGCCAGCUGUGAAGUUCGAACUCACUGAGCUUCGAGACUGUAUGAGAGUUCUGGUCGGCGAGUGUGAGAAGGGCCUUGGAAACAAAGGAGGCCUGUCGAUGCUGGUUAGAAGUGCAGUACGUAAAGUCAACGUAAAACUACAGGAGAAUGGACUGUCGAGGAAAUCAGAAUGGACGGAUAUUCAGCAUGAGAUAGAAGGAUACAGCCAAGAAAUAGUUGACUUGGUGAAAUCGAAAAAUAAGAUCGUUGAGGAGUGA